Molecule: messenger RNA, 2377 nt
Organism: Emys orbicularis (European pond turtle)
Lineage: Eukaryota; Metazoa; Chordata; Testudines; Emydidae
Gene: NADK2
Product: NAD kinase 2, mitochondrial
Exons: 12
Coding region: 1-1542 (513 amino acids)
Biological process (GO): NADP+ biosynthetic process; NAD+ metabolic process
Cellular component (GO): mitochondrion
Molecular function (GO): NAD+ kinase activity
Source: RefSeq, a predicted model, not a curated record
AUGACCUGCUACCCGGGCUUCCUAUGCGGCUGCCGCUGCGCAGCCAGCCGGGCGGCCGCCCUGCACUCCCUGCUGAAAUACCAAACAGCGGCUGCAGCUUCCUCUCUCCUGGCCGGGCUGCCGCUGUCCGGCGGGCUGCAGCGGCGCCUCCUCACGCGCAGCCGGCUGAGCCCGGCCGAGUCGUUGCUCCCCUCCUUCGCCGCCGCCGGGUUCCCACCCCAGCGCCUCCUCCAGCAAGAGAGCUCAGGCUCGCCUGGACCAGGACCCUUCGCGCUGGGCCAGCAGAGCUCUUCUGGGUUCGCCCUGUCGCGGCUGGAUCAGCGGCGGGGGAGGAGCGCGGGGCUCCCCUGUGGCGGUGGGUUCCGCCCCACCCGGGUCGUGGUGGUGGCCAAGACCACCAGAUACGAGUUCGAGCAGCAGCGGUACCGCUACGCGGAGCUCUCGGAGGAAGAUCUCAAACAGCUGCUUGCAUUGAAGGGAUCUAACUACGGUGGACUACUGGAGCGACAUUAUAUUCAUACAAAAAAUGUGGAGCAUGUUGUAGACAGUUUACGGAAUGAGCAGAUCGAGGUCCGUCUUGUUAAACGCCGAGAAUAUGAUGAAGAGACCGUUCGAUGGGCAGAUGCUGUUAUAUCAGCAGGAGGUGAUGGCACAAUGUUGCUGGCAGCUAGUAAAGUCUUUGACAGAUUUAAACCAGUUAUUGGAGUAAAUACUGAUCCAGAAAGAUCUGAGGGCCAUUUGUGUUUGCCUGUACGAUAUACACACUCCUUUCCAGAAGCAUUACAGAAGUUUUAUCGUGGUGAGUUCAGGUGGCAGUGGCGGCAGCGAAUCCGGAUGUAUCUUGAAGGAACUGGUAUUAACCCUACCCCUGUAGAUUUGCAUGAACAGCAGUUAAGCCAGGAGCAGCACAGCAGGGCCCACGUUAAUGGAAGAUUCCAUGAUCAAAGAUCUGAAGUUUCUGGACCACAUCUUUUGCCAGUGAGAGCACUAAAUGAAGUCUUCAUUGGAGAGUCUCUCUCAUCCAGGGUGAACUAUAAGUCCUGCAAACCCAGUUUUAAAUUCUCGCUUCAUAGGGCCUCCUACUAUGAGGUAUCAGUUGAUGAUGGUCCAUGGGAAAAGCAGAAGAGUUCAGGGCUCAAUGUAUGCACUGGAACAGGAUCAAAAGCCUGGUCCUAUAAUAUUAACAAGGUGGCAACCCAGGCUGUUGAAGAGAUCCUUAAGAUUGCUAAAAAGCAUGAGAGCUUGAAUCUUCCUUUGAGCAGGGAAUUAAUACAGAAAGUAACAAAUGAAUAUAAUGACUCCCUGCUGUAUAGUCCAGAAGAACCAAAGAUGUUUUUCAGUAUUCGAGAGCCUAUUGCAAACCGGGUUUUUUCAAGUAGUCUGCAGCGUGGGUUCUUUUCAAAGGUUUGUGUCCGGUCACGUUGUUGGGAUGCCUGUAUGGUGGUAGAUGGAGGAACUUCUUUUGAGUUUAAUGAUGGGGCAAUAGCUUCAAUAUUGAUCAAUACAGAAGAUGCUUUGCGCACUGUUUUGCUAGAAGAAUGAAGAAAUUUAAUACAGUCUGUUGAAAUCCUACUAAAUCCUGCACCCGGAAAAGGGAAUCACUGCAGAGAUAGACAGUACAUCAGAAUGCUGCAUUAUUUUAAGUUGGAAAAUUUUCUUCUCUUGAUGCAAGAAUAUUGAGAAGAGACCUGAAAUCAUUUCCCAUUCCUGGGAUGGGGAAAUCUUGGAAAAAACUGUUUUUUGAGCUUUAUUGCACCUGACACAAAGGAAAUGUAUCUAACUUCAGUGAAAUGUGAUUUUUUUAACCUUUUAAGAUGAAUGUGACAGAACACUUUUUUUAAAAAUUAGGUAGAUGGGUUCAAAUGAAAUAAAGUGGUUAGCCUUGAAUAUUCAACUGUACAGUUUUUUCAUAGCAGUCUGGAACUGAAUGAACCAAACACUUCAACCCUGCAUACAUAUUAUACUUUUACAGAAAAGUAUGCUAAGAUUCAUUGAGUUGAUGCAAGCAUAAAGAAUAGACUUUGGAAAAUAAAUCUUGAUGUUGGCCUAACUGAAAUGGAGAUUUUUUUUUUGUACCCUCUUCAGACUUUUACAAUGCUACUUUGUGGUAUGGUUUGUGGUAGAUCUUUCAGCUCUUCCAGUGAUUUUCUACUAUUUUGGUAUCUACUUCAGGACUUUUUUUUGGAAAAUGUUUGUUCCGGUGACUAGAAAAACUCAUUUAUUUUGAGUGAGGUAACUCUUCCCUAUGUUUCAUCUGAAAUCUAGAUUUUUGUUGUUGUUGUUGUUGCCUGCUAUAAAUCUACUUUUUAAUACAAAUUAUUUUAACUACAAUAAAUUAUGCUGCUUCAAUUAAUACAUUAACUGGCCAGCAAGUAUU